Messenger RNA from Paecilomyces variotii, 1149 nucleotides. Its product is annotated as putative thioredoxin reductase. The coding region runs from base 1 to 1149 and encodes 382 amino acids. Gene Ontology annotation, molecular function: oxidoreductase activity. NCBI's taxonomy places the organism in Eukaryota, Fungi, Ascomycota, Eurotiomycetes, Eurotiales, Thermoascaceae. The transcript is spliced from 3 exons. The record is from RefSeq and is a predicted model, not a curated record.
AUGAUAGCUCUAUUAUAUCUGUUCACUGCGUUCGCCACUUUAUCACUGACGGCUUCCCUCCCAAAGACCGACUAUGAUGUGAUUGUAGUCGGCGGAGGUCCCUCAGGGCUCAGUGCUGUCAGCGGCCUCUCGCGAGUCCUCAGAAAGACUGUGAUGUUUGAUUCGGGAGAAUAUCGCAAUGCUCCCACUAGGAAUAUGCACGACGUGAUCGGAAACGAUGGAACGGUUCCCAGCGAGUUUCGUGACCUUGCGCGUAAGCAGAUCGCGAGAUACAACAGUUCUACCUUUGUCGACACAAAGGUGGCGACUAUUGACUUUGUCAAUAAUAGUUUCCUGGCUACCGACGUCAAUGGGAAGAAAUAUACAGCACGGAAAGUCAUCCUCGGCACCGGUCUCCGUGAUGUUCUCCCCCCUAUUCCUGGUCUCGAAGAGGCUUGGGGCAAGGGCGUGUAUUGGUGUCCUUGGUGUGAUGGAUUUGAGCAUCGAGACCAGCCUCUCGGCAUCCUCGGCCCUAUGAAAGACAUUAUGGGAUCUGUGUUGGAAGUAUACAGCACCCUCAACAAGGAUAUCAUCGCCUUCGUGAGUGGAACGCAGACGGAAGAACAGGAAGCAAUUCUUGACAAAGCGCACCCUAAUUGGAGGGAGGUUAUUGCCUCGUACGGCAUUAAGCUAGACAACCGCACCAUCACCGAGAUUGAACGUGUUCAGGACGGUGAAGCUCACCAGGACAGCCAAGGAAGACAGUUCGAUAUAUUCCGUCUUCAUUUCGACCAAGGUGACCCGGUAAUCCGGAACGCAUUUCUCACGAAUUUCCCAACCGAGCAGCGCUCCUCUCUCAGCACUGAGAUGGGUCUCCAAAUGCUCGGUAAUAAGAUCGAUUCCCUAGCCAAGGGCUUGAGAACUAGCAAGACUGGUGUGUGGGCAGUGGGUGACGCAAACAGCGAUAAUAGUACCAACGUCCCUCAUGCUAUGUCAAGUGGUAAGACGGCGGCAGUCUAUGCACAUGUUGAAAUGGCGAAUGAAGAGGCAGAGGCUGCCAUUUCGAAACGAACGUCGACACUCUCCGCCAGGGAGCUUCGGAAAGACACUGAGAGGCGCAUGGGUCAUGAGCUUGAAGAUCUGUAUGACACGCUGCGUCGCCGUGACUAA